AUGGAACCAGUCCAAGAAGGGGAGGAUACACAAUUUGCUGAGGUGUGCUACAUGAGCAAUGGGCAAGGAGGUUACAACAAAGGAUACUAUAAUUACAAGUCCAACCCUGCCAUGUCAUACCGCAACACUGAUGUUGCUAACCCUCAGGACCAAGUCUAUCCUCAACAACAAGCAGCUCGAUCGAGUCAAGCCCACAACAUGGGUAUGGCUUUCCCCACCAACCACCCCAGCCUGCACCUACAAGAGAAUGAGCUCAAGGCAAUGCUAAAGCAACUACUUCAAGGGCAAGCUGAUGGGGUAGUGGACACAAGCAAGAAGCUAGCUGAAAUAAACUCCAAGAUCGAGAAUCUCAACACAAGGGUUUACUCUCUGGAGAAUCAUGCUUCUUCUGUUGCUGCUGCUACAAAGCAAGGACAACUACCUGAGAUUGUUGCUGCUGAGGCUCCUGGAGUCCAGAUUGAUCAACCAGAAGUGCAGGCACCUACUGUGGCCAUUCACACUUCACCAGUUGAGCUCGCACAACAAGCUCGAUCGGCAGCUCGAUCGAGUCCAACUCUAGCUCGAUCGAGUCCGACCUCUCUGUCCCAAAGCCGAUUUUGCUUGAUCCUUACCAACCGUUGA
This is a messenger RNA of Microthlaspi erraticum, 621 nucleotides long. The record is from the annotation of a GenBank genome assembly. Lineage: Eukaryota; Viridiplantae; Streptophyta; Magnoliopsida; Brassicales; Brassicaceae.